CAGCCAGAAAUGAGAGAAUUUUUACCUUCUCCAAAUACCCUUUUCUACUACUUUUCUAUUUGCUCAAUCAGAAAAUCAAGCCUACUCUUCUCAGCUCUGUGAUUCUCUGCCUUGAUCUUUAACCUCCUCCUCCAUGGUUUUCCACAGCUCUUUGGCUCUCACCCAGAAAUCAUUUCCUUGUAAAGAUUGGAUUUGAUCUACAGUUUCUCUGAAAAUCGAAUCCCAUGAAGCUAUCACACUCUUUCUUACAAGGUCAGAAUAAUUUCUAAGCUGAUAAAAGUGAGGGUUUUGAGAUAUUGGUGGGUUGCUGCUUUGCGAUCGUGCAAGAUCAAGCUCCCAGAUUAGCCCAUAUAUGCUGAGCCAUAUGGAAAAGCCAUAAUGAUUUCAUCCUUCGAAGGUCCCGUAUCGACCCUUUCACAACUGUGGACAAAGCUCUGAAAUUCCAGGAGCUGUUUGUGGAAGCUGAGGAAAGGGUCCUGUCCAGUAUGAACUCGCCCAACGUACAAAGAAGGAGUGCUGCUAACACUAGGAGAACCUGGCAGCCUCCCUCGCAAGCUGUUUUCAAGCUUAACUCAGAUGCCUCUUUCACCAUGCAUUAAAUAAAGCAAGGUUGGAUUCUGUGUGCAGAACUUUAGUGGUAAACCUUUUGGUGGCCGUCUUCGUCAGAGAUUUUGUUCUUCUGUUCUUGUCUCGGAGGCUUUGCUCUCAAGGACGCAGUCAGAUUUGCAAGCUCCCUUAACAUGGAUAAAGUUACUUGUGAAUUUGACUCCUUAGUGGUUAUUCAGCGUCUUACAAUCCACACCAAGGAGAUUCCUUGGGAAAUUAAAGCAGUUAUUGAGGAGAUAAAGCUCCUAUCCAGACGUUUCUCUCUGUGCUCGUUUAGUUACAUUAGUCGUGCUUGUAAUGCUGCAGCUCAUUGGGUUGCUAAUUCUGAUUUGGCUUUAUUUCAUAGUUCUUGGAUGUCUAUAAUCCCAGCAGAACUUGAGAGAAUACUCUUUGCAUGAUGUAUCUUCUCAUUCUUUUCAAUCAAUAUCCUUCGUUGUUGACUGAAAAAGAAGAACAAAUUUAGGAAUAAAUAUUUAGCCCCAGCAUUUGCUUAAUUAUAUAAAUUGUAGCAAAAUUAUAAUAACUUUUAAAUAUUAUUACAAGAGUGACUCACUCUUUUAUAUUUUUUCUUUCUAAAACAAGAUUAAUUUUGAAUUAAAUAUGCAAAAAUUUUGACUAAAGAAUCCAUAAUUCUGAAAAUAAAAAACACUAAAUUGAACCAAGUUGCCAAAUUGAACUUUAUUCCAGCAAAUCUAUAUACUCUUCUCCUAAAAUAAAACAAUAAAAAGAAAAGAAAAUAUAUUAUAAGUAACUUGUAACUUGACCCACUAGCCAUACAGGAUCCUAGCUCCCUUGAGUACAUAAGCCCAAAAUUCACGAACACAUACUCAGUACGUGAAAAUUUUUGUUUGGUCACAGAGAAAUUUGAAACGGCAAAUAAAAUGCCUCCAAGAAGAGCUCCGAAGGUGGGUCUUAAACGUAUUGAUGCUGCACUAGAUGCUCUUCGUCCAAUGGGCUUUUCUCCAGAUUUGAUUCGAAAAACUGUUCAAAGUCUUCUCAAGGCUUAUGGUGGAGAUGAAGGCUGGCCUUUUCUUGAAGAGAACUCUUACAGACUUGUUAUUGAGUCCAUUCUUGAGGAAUUAGAGAAACCUGAGAGGGAAGAUGAUGGACCAAAGAUGCUGGAGAACGGAAGUUCAAAGGAUGAAAUAAUCGAAGAGAAAGCUAAAGCACAAGUUCACUACCCUUCUGAUCAUUACAAGCGAGUUCAAUCACCAAGCAUUGAAUCCCCACCGCAAAAGAAGCAUGCCAUGGUAGUCCACACUCCAAGCAUCAACACCACACCAGGAGCAAAUGCUGUUCCAUGCUCUUUGAAAGGUGAAACAUCUCAAGUCAAGCUUGAAAGAAAGCUUCCCUCCUCUGAGAUUUCAGCAGGAGUCAGCUCUCCGCAGCUAUUUUCUCCGCCACCUGUGGAGUCUCGUCCAGCUCAAAGGCGUAAACCUUGUUAUGGGUGGCUUAGCAGUGAUGAUGAGGAAGAGCCUGACCUAGUAAAUCUAGUCUCAGCAACUUCACGUCCGCCUUGAUUUAUGUUCAACAUCUCAAGCUGUUCACAUAUUGUAAUUAUUAAUGCAAUGCUACUCUUACCACAAACAUCCGUAAAGAUCAAAAGGGUUUAACUUGGUAUAGUUCUUGACCAAUAUUUUGUGUUUGUAAAGGAGGAAUUGUUAGAGAUCCAGGCAUCUGUGCAGGUCUACUCUGAAAGGGCUUAAAAAUAGGGAUAUGAGGCUAUGAGCUUUGAUAAUGUUAGCUAGCCUUUGAAGUUCUUCAA
Molecule: messenger RNA, 2371 nt
Organism: Ricinus communis (castor bean)
Lineage: Eukaryota; Viridiplantae; Streptophyta; Magnoliopsida; Malpighiales; Euphorbiaceae
Exons: 5
Coding region: 1488-2126 (212 amino acids)
Source: RefSeq, a predicted model, not a curated record